Molecule: messenger RNA, 743 nt
Organism: Coffea eugenioides
Lineage: Eukaryota; Viridiplantae; Streptophyta; Magnoliopsida; Gentianales; Rubiaceae
Product: 60S ribosomal protein L26-1-like
Exons: 1
Coding region: 102-557 (151 amino acids)
Biological process (GO): ribosomal large subunit biogenesis; cytoplasmic translation
Cellular component (GO): ribosome; cytosolic large ribosomal subunit
Molecular function (GO): RNA binding; structural constituent of ribosome
Source: RefSeq, a predicted model, not a curated record
UCCCCGCUUCCGCUUUUCUCAUAACUAUCCCCACAUCCUCGUACGACGCCCUUCUCCCCAUCUCCCCAACCCCCCCAUCACUUCCGCCAUCCCCGCCGGAAAUGAAGUACAACCCAAGAGUCUCCAGCUCACGCCGGAAGAGCCGGAAGGCCCACUUCACUGCUCCCUCAAGCGUGCGCCGAGUGAUCAUGAGCGCGGCUCUCUCAGCCGAUCUCCGCAACAAGUACAACGUCCGCUCCAUCCCCGUCCGCAAGGACGACGAAGUCCAUGUCGUCCGUGGCACCUAUAAAGGCCGGGAGGGCAAAGUCGUCCAAGUAUACAGAAAGAAAUGGGUCAUCCACAUCGAGCGGAUUACCCGGGAGAAAGUCAACGGGUCUACGGUCAACGUCGGAAUCCACCCCUCCAAUGUUGUGGUGACCAAGCUUAAGCUGGAUAAGGACCGUAAGGAUUUGCUGGACAGGAAAGCUAAGGGGAGGGCUGCUGAUAAGGCUAAGGGGAAAUUCACUGUGGAUGACGUCGCUGCUGCUGCUGCACCCUCUCUUCAAAACAUCGAUUAAAAGGGAUUGUUUCUCUUUUUUGGUGCCUUAAAUUUUUGAAUUUUGUAUUUUCAGCAUUGUUGUCUUUCAUCAAUGGAAAGAGUGUUUUUAUUAAAUUGGGAUGCGUUUGUUCUCAAUUUUGUACUAUUUCGUUUCUAUAGCAGGAUUUAACCAGAAGAUACAAUGAGUAUUUCACGAUUAACGUAA